Salvia miltiorrhiza (redroot sage) is the source of this 2362-nucleotide messenger RNA. RefSeq names its product probable inactive poly [ADP-ribose] polymerase SRO5. Gene Ontology annotation, molecular function: NAD+ poly-ADP-ribosyltransferase activity. The transcript has 5 exons. NCBI's taxonomy places the organism in Eukaryota, Viridiplantae, Streptophyta, Magnoliopsida, Lamiales, Lamiaceae. The record is from RefSeq and is a predicted model, not a curated record. Bases 949 to 2046 code for a protein of 365 amino acids.
CUUGGAUUCCACUUCACAAAUGGCAAACCCAAAAAAAAGUUACUUGCAAAUAACGUAAAUGCCCCUGAAAAUGCGUAAGGCGUGAUUGUACACGAACCCAAUUCUAUCAUCCCAAAUAACGUAAAUGCCCCAUGUGCGUGUUCAGAUUGUCCACCACUAGCUAACCCAAUCAAGAACUUGUCAAAGGGCAUAAUCGUCAUUUCGCCAAAUACUAACACCGCCAGCUGCCCAGCCUCUCUCUCUACAUAUAAAAACCCGACGUUAAGAUAAACUGACCGACCACCUUAAACUAUAAAACCAUCGGCUCCUCAAAACUGACUGCCCAAAUACAAUAAAAAUAACUCUCUCACAUCACGCACCAAACCAGAGGCGGUGUUUUCCGUUGGCCCUCUUCUGUAUUUUCCUUUUUAUAGUAGUAUGUAUGCGUUUCCACCAUCUACCUUUUAAUUAACAGCAGCUCCCUCUGAAAUACAUACCUCUUCUCCAAGAAACCCUUCCACGAGAUUGUUUCUUAAUAUACGCGAAAGUUUUCCCACUUUGAUUUGUGAGUUUCUGCUGAAGUUUGGUUCUUGCGAAAUGAGCUAUUGACUUCUUUCUCCUCUUUUGCUCUGUUUACUCUUGCAAAGGGGCAUUCAUUCUUCUUUUCUUUUCUUCUAGUUACUCAACCUUUCUUGAGGUAUUGAUUCUUUUGAGAUAUUGUUUUGCUUUUUUGUGCGAAUCCGUUCUUUUCUUUUUUUACUUCGUCAAUUCUGCAGCGUUCGUACCGUUUCUUCGUAAAGAUUUUUUUUAGGUGUCAAUUUCAGAACCUAGCUAGUCCUAAUUUAUUAGUUUUCUGACUUUUUUCAUUACCCUUUAGAAAAUUAGACUUUUUCAAUUCGAUUAGCAAAUCCUAGUUUUCCUCCCUUCUUCGAAUUUUCUAGAGUGCCGAUCAAGCAAACUCUUGUCGCGAUGUGCAGCGAAAAAUACAACGAGAAAUUGGUUUCGGGGUCAAAUCACGUUUCAGCUGAAAGGAAGAGCAAAAAGCUGACGCUCUUUGAAGAUCUUCUAGAAGAUUCCCACACCGUGAAUUCAACUUCUGAGAUUAAUGCAGUUGAAGAUCAAUACCCCUCCGACUGCGAGAGCGGCGUUUCCGGCUGCGAAAACGAGCAGCAGCUGCUCAGAAAUUCCGGCGACGGUAAGGCCAGAAUUGGCGGUGGGGAAGAGAUUCAUGGGAUAAUCGCCAAAAAGUUGGUGUCGAGCUUGAGCUCGAGUGGAUUCGAUGCCAGAGUUGAGAGGAUUCAUCGGAUUGAUUUCUCGAGCUUCACGAGCAGAGCAAAGCUUCAAUCUUUCUGUAUAUAUUCGAGGGCUGUUGAGAUGAAGUGCAAUGGCGAUGCCAAUGUGAAAUACGCUUGGUUUGGAGCUUCCAAGAGUGAGAUUAAUGCGAUUAUCUCUCAUGGUUACUGCCUUCCCACGAGCAACGGGAAUCAUGGAUAUGGAGUUCAUCUCUCCCCCGUUGAUCAUCCUAUUCAAAGUUUGCCGUUGGCUGCUGCUGAUGAGGAUGGCCUAAUGCACAUGUUGCUUUGCCGCGUAAUAAUGGGAAAAAUGGAGACUGUUUCGCUUGGCUCUGAUCAAUAUAAUCCAAGUUGUGAAGAAUUUGAUUCCGGCGUUGAUGAUUUAGCCUCUCCUCGUACAUAUAUCAUCUGGAGUUCGCGUAUGAACACUCAUAUCUUGCCCGAAUACGUUGUCACUUUCAAAGCAUCCUCGUGCAACAGAGCUGUUUUGAUUGAAGAAAAACAGAGGAAUUUGCAGCCUCCGAGAGUUCCGAAUUCGGAUUGGAUGCCGUUCCCUACUCUCAUUGCAGCACUGUCCAAGUUCUUGCCUCGUGAUGCCAUUGAAUCCAUCUCCAAAUUUCACAGUGAUUACAGAAAGCAGAAGGUAACACGCCACGAAAUGAUUCAACGUGUGAGGCAUAUAGCAGGGGACAAGCUGCUGAUGACGAUCAUAAAAUCUUAUAGGACCAAGACCAAAUCAGGUUGCAAUGGUGUUCCAAGAGCUUUGAGGAAAUGAAUAGUUAGCUGACAACCUAACAUGAUUGAACAUAUGAUGGAAGAUUUACUCAACUGGACAUACAAUCAAGAUUACUACUGACACUCAUAAACUAGCUAGCUAUGGGAUUCAAAGUUAUAGUCGUCGAGUUCUUCUUGCCAGUGCUUCUGGUUGUAAUUCGUAGAAUUUUUUGUGUCGGAUUUGAUAGGUUUAGCUAUUACUUGUGUUUUAGUUUUCCUUUUUAUACCGUUAUUACAUUCGGAAGCUUAAGAUCUGUUGCUAAGGUAGAACCACAUGAGACGAACAGCAUUUGGAAUAGAGGAUUUCGAUUCUGUAA